Mycetomoellerius zeteki is the source of this 3750-nucleotide messenger RNA. It is a transcript of the gene vari, whose product is annotated as MAGUK p55 subfamily member vari. The transcript is spliced from 8 exons. Gene Ontology annotation, molecular function: protein binding. The record is from RefSeq and is a predicted model, not a curated record. NCBI's taxonomy places the organism in Eukaryota, Metazoa, Arthropoda, Insecta, Hymenoptera, Formicidae. The coding region runs from base 587 to 2401 and encodes 604 amino acids.
CGCGUGCGAUAUAUAUAUCGGCCAUCAUCCGAGGAUUCCAAGCGUGGCGAACAGUAUGAAUUACGUGACUUCGAAGCCGUGUCAACAAGCAUCGGGCUCGCCUUCUUAGUCGCCCCACUACCUUAGCGGGGUGCCGCUUGCGGUCCCCUCGUCUGGACCAGGGACCCUCGAGGCCCCGGCAGGUGUGAGAGUGUUUCCAUUCACUGCGAAGUGGCAGCUAGGAAAGUAACGACCAAGACGGUUUUCCUUAGCGAGCAGUGUUUUCAAACGGUGAAUUAAUAGUGAUUUACAAUUCUCGACAAGGCCAACCUCGAGAGUCUCAAGAUUUAAAUAUCAAACUUGUUUUCCGCGUUAAAAGAGCUAAAAAAAAGUGAUACUUUAAUCUCCGGAGAUAAAGUAAAGAUACUUCAGUCCCAGAAUAAUGACAAUUUUAUAUGGUAAACACGUGGUGGAAAAGUUGAAGGAGUAAUAUAAUGUGAAUGUGAAAGCGUAAUUAAACUCGCGGCGAAGUUUUGUUGAAACCGAGAAAACUGCCCGAAAAGAAUCCUAAAUUCUCAAAGGAGACACGAAGCUGAAUGUCGCUAUCAUGGUUUUCUUCGGAAGAAAAGAAAAGCUGGAGGAUCGGCGAUUGCUGGCCAGCAUGGAUGCCAUGAACGGCUCGAUAAUUCAUCAAAUCGACAACGCCGCGUUCAUGCACGUGCGUGACAACAUUGAGGAGUUGGGGAAAGUCGCCGACGACACAGACCUGCUGUUCCUGAAGGGCCUUCUCGACAGCCCGGUCGUUACGUCCCUCGUGAAGGUGCAGGAGCGUCUCGAGGACCCGCCGGUGCCUGUAGAGCCGGUAUGCUCAUCCGUCUGUGACAUCGUCGACGAAGUGUGCCACGCCUUCCAAGCUUCCAGGGAUUCUCACGUUAAAGAGCUAGUGAAUCUUCUCGGUAACGUACACCUAAGGGCGCUCCUAGAGACACACGACGCGGUCGUAGAACGUAGGGAAGCGCCUUCCAAACCGUCUGAUCCGCUCGCGUUAACGAUGCCGACGAAUAAGAAGGAGGUAAUGCCUAUCAGGGUCGUCGGCCUUCGGAGGCAACCGGAUGAACCCCUGGGUCUGACGGUGCAAGUGGAUGAAGCUGGAAAUAUGAUCAUCGCUAGGAUUCUUGGUGGUAGCACAGCAGCUCGUCAAGAACUUCUGAAGACCGGCGAGGUAAUACUCGAGGUCAACAGUAAGAGAGUUCGAAACCCUGAAGAACUUCAACAGGCGAUUCAGGACGCCAAGGAGAAUCUAUCCUUGAAACUGGCUCCAGGCAUCGCUUCGGAAACGAAUCAACCUCUCAAGUCCACGUGUUACAUGAGGGCCCUCUUCGAUUACGAUCCAUCGGAGGACACGCUUCUGCCCUGCCGGGAAAUCGGUCUACCUUUCCAGAAGGGCGACAUCCUUCAAAUUGUUGACCAGGCUGAUCCGAAUUGGUGGCAGGCGCGAAGAGUGGAGGGCGAGAAUCUUGGAUCGCCCGGAUUGAUACCCUCGUUGGAGCUGGAAGAGCGCAGAAAAGCGUUUGUACCGCCCGAAGCCGAUUUCGUUCAUAAAAUCAGCAUCUGCGGUACUAGGAUAUCUAAGAAGAAGAAGAGAAAGAUGUAUCAAUCCAAAUCGAACGGCGAGUUUGACAGUGCCGAGUUGCUUCUUUACGAGGAAGUCGCUCGGAUGCCGCCGUUUCGACGCAAAACUUUGGCUCUGGUCGGGCCACGCGGCGUAGGUCGUCGGACCCUGAAGAAUAGGUUGAUCAACAGCGAUCCCGAAAAGUUCGGCACUAUCGUACCCUACACAUCGAGACCGCCUAGAGUUCUCGAAGAGGACGGCAAGAGUUACUGGUUUACCGAUCGCGAGUCCAUGGAGAUCGAUAUCAAGGAACACAGGUUCCUGGAACACGGUGAACACGGUGGACAUUUAUAUGGCACGAAACUGGACUCUGUGCGGGAACUGAUCAGAGCCGGCAAGAUGUGUGUGCUAGACUGUAGUCCGGCUGCACUCAAAAUCCUUCAUAAUAGCACCGAGUUUAUGCCUUAUGUCAUAUUCAUCGCUGCGCCCGGAAUGGAGCAGCUGAAGUCUUUAUACGAUCUCGGGAGAUCGACUGGUGCCAGCAAUCGAAAUCUAACGUUCGACCGCCAGAGUUCCAUCAGGUACAGCUCGAGAAGAGCCAGGACACUGGAGUCUCUUGCAUCUUUAUACGAGGAGGACGAUUUAAAAUCCACGUUGGAGGAAUCCGCGGCCCUGCAGAGAGCCUAUGAAAAGUACAUCGACCAGGUGAUUGUAAAUGAAGACUUUGACAAUACAUUCAGGCAGGUGAUCGCAGCUUUGGAUGCCUUAGCCACGGAGCAUCAGUGGGUGCCGGUCAAUUGGAUCUACUAAUUAAAUUCUGAAUUCAGUGUUCGACAUCGAAAGACUCGAGAGUCAAGGGCUGCUAGAAAUUUUAGCGCGAAUAAAAGAAAAAUUUGUUUAUUACUGCCCACAUCACGUACGAAAACUGCAAGAUUACAUUACGAGAAGUGAUAUUCAGAAUCAGGCUCCAUUUGUCGCGCGGCUAGGAAAACGCAAGGCACGUGUAAUCAGAGUACAAAGAAUGCUACGAAUAUCUCACGCCGCGUGAAGCGAUAUCGACGUUGUCGCGUAAAAAGCGCGGCCAAGAAUCUCAUUAUUAUCGUUUAUCAUAAUUAAAUACAGCGUUUACGUUAGUUUGUUAUAGAUUUACAAACGACCCGUUUUGCAUACGGAAUCUCAUUAAAAAUCCUUGUUUCACACAUUAUACAUUAAAUCAUAAUGUAUAGACUUACAGAGAACCGCAAAUCUUCUCAAUCAUUUGUCCUUGAUAGAUCGACAUAACGAUAAUGAUAUGUGAGACUGGUUAUACUCAAAAAUGGAAAAUGAGUACUUUUUUAUAAUUAAAAAUCAUAUCGCACGCUGCAUUUUUACUGCCAAUCUCGACAACGACUGUAGAAGCAAUUCGGGUCGAUUGAUGUGUUAGACCGCCGUCCAGUUAAUUUUAGUGUAUUUUUAAUUUAAUUAACGAUAACUGCGUAUAUAUAUAUACACGAUCAUUUAUACUUAUUCGACUCCGCUAUACACCUUUCUCGUUAAUUCUGUUUCGUGUUUCAUUUUGCUGUUCGUGCACGCUAAAGUAAUAUUCCUGGCAUUGAGUGCCUUAAUAACGCGAAGAUUACAGGCGGUAUUCAUAUUCGGUUCUUAUUUUAAGAUCGUCUUAAGAUGCUAAUACGGCUAUCUGAUUGGUUCAUGGACAUAUCUUAAGAGUGUGACGUAUUUAAGACGGUCCUGAGGUCCGACUAUGAAUAUUGUCCUACAAUUGAUUUAAUGCGAAGAUCUACUAUGUCGACUUGACAGACUCAUCUUGGGUGUCAUGAUGGAUAAAACUAACAUUGCCUUUUUUCUAACGUCUCCGACGGACAGUCGCAUAUUCACGCAUAUACAUCCACACGUAUACACAUUCGAAUUUUUUAAUUCACAAUAUGCAUCUUCAGAAAAAAAAAUACUUGUAGAUUAAAAGAGUCGCUUUGUACACAGAAUACAACUAUAAAUAUAUAUGUAUAUUAAAUCGAGACACCUGUCCUGAAGAGCAACGUGAUGCACGAUGUGGAAUAAAGUUUAUCGAGCAUUUGUUACGGAUUAGAAUUGUGCAACGAAUGAAUUAUUAUUUCAGUAUUCCUGUCCUUGCUCCUUUUUCAGGGCUCGGCGAAAGGACUUUA